AUGGUGGGUCCGGCAGCAGCCCUGGUCCUCCUCUGCAUGGCCAUGGGGCUGGAGGCCAGCCCAGAGCUCUCGGGGUACCUGCGCAAAGUGCUGAGGAACCACACUGCCCACACCUGCGACGGUGAGCAGCUCCUCAUUGUCUGCCCUCGCAAGACCACCAUCAGCAUCCUCAGCGCGUUCUACGGCCGCCGCGUGCCCAGCGCCAACCUCUGCCCCAGCCCUGGCAACAUCUCCCAGGAGAGCACCGAGUGCACGUCCAGCACCGCCCACCUGAAGCUGCAGGCUGAGUGCCAAGACCAGCAGUGGUGCCAGUUCUCCGUGCACAGUCAGGUCUUUGGGCCAGAUCCAUGCCCUGGGACGCACAAGUACCUCAUUGCUUCCUACAAGUGCAGGCCAGGGAACCAUCGGAUCAAGACUGUGUGUGAGAAUGACAAGCUGAGACUGCAGUGCAGACCAAAAUCCAUCCUGGCCAUUUAUUCUGCAAAUUACGGACGAUUCCUGCGGGGGAAACCAGAAUGUGAUGCCUUGAAUGCUGGCAGGCCCCAUAUAGAGUGCUUGGCUCCAGACGCCCUGCGGAGGGUGUCCAAGAAGUGCCACCGCAAAGGGAACUGCACUGUGGCUGCUGACCAGGCCACCUUUGGGGACCCGUGCCUCCCUGGCAUGAAGAAACAGCUGCGAGUCUCCUACACCUGUGUGCCCAAGCAGCUGCUGGAGGAGGUGGGCCCUGACACCUCAGACCCCUUCCUGCUCUCAGACUACAUGCACGGUGGCUGGUACAAAGGGCCCAGAUUCUCCAGGCUCCGGGAAGACCGGAUGAUUUUUACUAACUCUCUGUCAACUUUUGCCUACCUCUGGGGUGUCCCGGAGAAAGCCGGCCUCUACUUCCUUUGCGGGGUCUCGGGAGGCCUGAUGAUCCUGCUGUGCAUCGUCAGCCCCAAAACCACCUUCCUCCAGGAGGUGGGGGAGGCUCUCAAAGACCCAGAGCUGGGGAGCAGCUCGGAGCUGAGCAGGGCCAAGCUGCGGGAUGAGCAGGACGAAGACCUUCCUGACGACAGCUCCUCUGAUUCCUCCUUCCGCCGCCUCACCCACACUUACCGGGCCACCGACAGCAUCUUCAGCCCUGAGCUGACAGCAGCCAUGGAGGGAGCAGUGGAGCACCAGGGCCGUGGUGGGGAAGAGAUCUGGAUGCCCAAGGAGUCGAGCCCGUAUGCCAUCCACAAGAUCAAAUCAGCCACCAAAUAA
Chaetura pelagica (chimney swift) is the source of this 1242-nucleotide messenger RNA. Its product is annotated as protein eva-1 homolog C-like. The record is from RefSeq and is a predicted model, not a curated record. Gene Ontology annotation, molecular function: carbohydrate binding. Lineage: Eukaryota; Metazoa; Chordata; Aves; Apodiformes; Apodidae. The coding region runs from base 1 to 1242 and encodes 413 amino acids. The transcript has 8 exons.